CUUGGCUGGCGGGUAAUCGGGUCGGAGCGGCCUCCUGCUCAUUUGCAUACCGCGCCCCGGGGGAUAAGCCCGCCCAAAGCGUCCCGUUAAACGGAGGCGGCGGUGCAGACUGCACGGAGUGGAGCAGUGAAUGUAUUUCAGUCAACAAACAAUUGCAAGUUUAUUGAGGAUUUUGGUGGAUGUGGUUUUCUCCUUGUCUGAAAAAUGGAUAUUGAAUUGCCACUUCUAAUACUGUACAAAAUAAGAACAAGCCGCCUGUCUCAGAACAAAGAGCAGCAAAGGAGCGGGAGAAGCGCAGCGAAAAAGAGGCGCGUGUACUUGCGAAAUGAAAGAAAGUUCCCCAAUCGAGUGAAUCUUCUCGAUCUGAACGAAGAGGAGAUUAAAGCAAGGUAUCGAUUGUCCUCCGAAGCCAUUCAGUCCCUUUUUGAAAAAGUAAAAGAAAACUUGAAUCCCAAAACAGAGAGAAGCCACGCCAUUCCGGGCAUCGUCAAGUUACUGUGCGCACUACACUUCUUCGCCAGCGGCUCUUUCCAGAACAGCGUCUCCACAGCCGGCGGCAUCACGCAGUCCAGUUUCAGCAGAUUUCUCUUCCAAGUCAUACAGGCCAUAGUGAACUUGUACAAAGAGUACAUUAGCUUUCCUAAUGACCCAGCUUCCCUGAAGGCAGUCAAACAGUCCUUCCUGAGUAUAGCAGGAUUCCCAAAUGUCAUCGGUGCCAUCGACUGCACCCAUGUUGCCUUAUCGCCUCCGUCCGAAAACGAGUACAUCUAUCGGAAUGAAAAGCACUUCCAUUCUUUGAAUAUGCAAGUCGUCGUAUCAAACAACAUGAAGAUCAUCGACGUGGUAGCCAAGUUCCCUGGUUCUACUGAAGACUCCUACAUAUUAAGUCAGUCUGGGCUUCAUCAGCGCUUUGAGAAUGGGGAAUUCGGAUCUGGAUGGUUGUUAGGUGACAGCAUGUAUGGCCUGAAGCCUUGGCUUAUGACUCCUGUUAGUAACCCUAAAACCAGGGCUGAGAAGAAAUAUAACCAUGCUCAUUCUGCAACGCGGUCCAUAAUCGACCGUACGUUCGGAAUGCUGAAAACCCGAUUCGGAUGCCUGGAUAAAUCGAAAGGGGUUUUGCUUUACUCCCCCGAAAAAGUCUGCAAAAUAUUUUUCGUCUGCUGCAUACUUCACAACAUUGCCAUGAAUGAAAGCGACUACAUUGAAGUCAACGAGGAGUACGCUCAGCACGAGGAAAUAAACAUGGAGCCCUUCGAAGAUGAUACGGAUGAAGGAGGAAUUCUACGAGAGAAGUUGAUACUGGAACAUUUUGCAGGUUGAGUUAUGAGGCUGAACCCCAUCAAGAAACACUAGAAGAAAUGUAACAAAAAUAACCACAACAAUAAAAAAAGAAAACAAAAAAAACAAAGAAACUUUUUAGUAAACACAAUUAGUUCUCUGUUAAAAUCUGACUUUGCUUUUUCGAUUCUUCAUGUACUGGAUCCUUUCUAUGAGUGCAAGUGUUAAUAGUUCAUAAUUGUGUUUUUGAAAAGUCAAAAUGUAAAUAGUACACGCUUCUAUAUUUUUGUUAAAUAAAGGAGUAGUUAUUUAAUUUUUUUUUUUUAAUAAAAUCCUGGAUAGCCACGUGA
Messenger RNA from Xenopus tropicalis (tropical clawed frog), 1628 nucleotides. RefSeq lists its product as uncharacterized. The record is from RefSeq and is marked predicted. Gene Ontology annotation, cellular component: cytoplasm; nucleus. Lineage: Eukaryota; Metazoa; Chordata; Amphibia; Anura; Pipidae.